AUGGACAAACAACUUGUCAAACUGUCACGUUCGAUUUCUCACUUCAUUCUCUUGUUUUUACAAAUUCUUUGUUUUAUUUCGAUCUAUGUUUACUGCAAUUCAAUCUUCACACUACCCCCAUCACGGAAUAUUUCAUUAUCGAUUGCUUCUCCGUUCUCUCUCUCUCUCUCUCUCUCUCUCUCUCUCUCUCUCUCUCUCUCUCUCUCUCUCCUGGAUUUCAAAGCAACAUAUAUAAAUCAAGCACAUUUACUUGUUGGAAUAUCCAUCCUCUCUCCCUCUCUCUCUCUCUCUCUCUCUCUCUCUCUCUCUUUCUUUCCCUCUCUCUCUCUCUUUCUCUCUCUCUCUCUUUUCCUCCCUCUUUCUAUCUAUCUCUCUAUCUAUCUAGUCUGGCAUUUUAAAACAUUAUUUCUUUCUUUCUGCCUUGCUUUCUUUUCUUUCUAUGUUUAUCUCUUUUCUCACCGUCUCUUUCACCUCAUAUACAUAUAUACAUCCCCUUCUCUUUCCCCCCUCUCUCACGUUACUUCCAAACUUCUCCCUUCUUUCUUCUACUCUCUUCUUCUUUGUUUAUAUACCUUCCUCUGCACAAGCAUUAUAGCUCUCUCCAUUUUUCCAUCCAUCUCCCGUUCCAAUUUUUUAUUAUCUCCCAACUACACGACAUGUAUUUUAAUGUACUUAAUUCUUUAA
Molecule: messenger RNA, 684 nt
Organism: Acanthosepion pharaonis
Lineage: Eukaryota; Metazoa; Mollusca; Cephalopoda; Sepiida; Sepiidae
Source: the annotation of a GenBank genome assembly